GAACGCAACUACUUUUCGUGAAGAUGGAUGAAUACUUCUGCAGAGAGGGAGGGUGAGUUGUACCUCUUCGGGUAGGUACUUCACGAGCUCCUCGUUUGUGUAACUUGGCUUUGGAGUAAGGGAGGGCGAGCAGGAUGAAAGAAAAGCAAGCCGUUCAUCCAACACCAACACGUAUAACAAUACCUAUUCGUUCUUCUCCAUGGCUGCGGUUACCGUCUGAAUUGCAACUUGAAAUAAUCUUCAGGCAGCGCAGAUAUUUAUCACUCAGUAUGGAUCCCGGAUAUUUGGAUCGUACUCCGUCGAGAGAGCCGCCUCCAGGGCAGGAGUCUAACUUCACUAAUCCUGAAUCACGAUCUUACCAGUUAUACAUCUUAAUUGCCGUGUUAUCUGCUGUUGUUUUCUUAGUUGGGUCUUUGCGAAUAUAUUCUCGUCUGAGAAUAACUCGCUCAUUCGGCGUCGAUGAUUGGCUCUGUAUAAUUGCAACGGUUCUUACGCUGUCUUACUCCGCCCUCGUCCUUAAGCUCCUCUGGAAGCCAGGCGGCGGUAUAUUAGGAAUUCAUUUCUGGGAUGUCCCACUUUCGCAUUAUAUUGAGUACCAGAAAGUAAGGCUUUCAAGCUGUGCCAAUAUCCGGUCGUCCUGCUCAUGCUAGUCUGACUACGGGGUUCACUGGCCGAUGCGGUUCUUGCUCGCAUUACCAACACCACGAUUAAGAUCGCCUUUCUGGUAUUCUAUCUCAGAAUAUUUAAACUUGUGACCCAUGUGAGAUACAUGAUCUGGACCGGUAUGGCUGUAGUGGUUACGUU
Molecule: messenger RNA, 804 nt
Organism: Hypoxylon trugodes
Lineage: Eukaryota; Fungi; Ascomycota; Sordariomycetes; Xylariales; Hypoxylaceae
Exons: 4
Coding region: 135-650 (171 amino acids)
Source: RefSeq, a predicted model, not a curated record